AUGUCUUCAUCAAGAGCUCUCCGCCUCCAAUCGGCCCUCCGAACACCCACCCUCCGCUCCCCCGCACAACUCGCCCCUCGCCGGGGUUACGCUGUAAAAGAGCCGCCAGCACCAAACCCCAUCACCCCGUCCGGCACAGCACCAUCGGCCUCCAACCCAAAAGUCGGAACCAAGCCAGAUGAAGUCAGCAGCAAAACCGCACUCUACCUCAUCAUCGGCGCCGCCGUAGGCCUAGGUGGCACCUUUGCCUUCCUCACCGGUGCACCAGCCCACGCAGCCGGCGUAGCCGACGUCGUCACCCGCAGCAGCAACGGGCCGUCCUUCACCCCCGGCCUCGGCCCCAAACCCACGAGCGAGCGACAGUGA
Messenger RNA from Colletotrichum orchidophilum, 366 nucleotides. RefSeq lists its product as uncharacterized. The transcript has 2 exons. The coding region runs from base 1 to 366 and encodes 121 amino acids. NCBI's taxonomy places the organism in Eukaryota, Fungi, Ascomycota, Sordariomycetes, Glomerellales, Glomerellaceae. The record is from RefSeq and is a predicted model, not a curated record.